This is a messenger RNA of Cetraspora pellucida, 233 nucleotides long. NCBI's taxonomy places the organism in Eukaryota, Fungi, Glomeromycota, Glomeromycetes, Diversisporales, Gigasporaceae. The record is from the annotation of a GenBank genome assembly.
AUGCUAUUUGCGCAUGGAACUCCAUCGAACAAAAGGCAAUUUCGAGAACUGGUCACCCGACACUUUCGAACCAUCUCUGUCCAGACCUACGACCUCUUCCUCAAGUAUGGCCUAGACCAGAUUUAUCAUAUGAAGAACUUGAUCUUGGGAGAUAUUCAACGGUUAAUUGCGCCAGAAUUUAGUCAAUUGAUUGAAGGCAUCUCGUGGAACUCGAGGAUAAACGAGGGAGAAAU